UGUGGCGCAGUACAUUUAAACGUGGCCUUAAGGUGAAUCAGUCUAUCGCUUUUUUGGUAGAUUGUUGCAAAUAAAUCAUGACCACGUCUGUUCGUAAACGCAAUACAGUCGACGAAAAGGAAAAUAUAUCCAUUUAUUCAAAAGUAUUCACCCCAGAUGCAACUUGGAAGGAUAAGGAUGAAUUUCUGGAUGUCAUUUACUGGUUGCGUCAGAUCAUUGGUGUCAUUCUUGGUGUUGUUUGGGGAGUUCUUCCACUCAAAGGAUUUAUUGGUUUAGCUCUUUUUCUCAUUAUAAACGUGGUAGUAGUAUAUCUGUACUACAGUAGUUUUCACAAAAUAGACGAAGAAGAAUAUGGUGGAAUAUCAGAAAUAUUGAAAGAAGGCCUUAUGACAUCAUUUUCUUCAUUUUUGGUGGCGUGGAUCAUUUUUUACUCUGCUCUUCAUGCAGACUCCUAGCAGAAGCCGACUGUGGAAUUCAUUCAAACGCGGCAAGAUAGCAUUUGACAUGAACUGACCAGAACUAGCAUCCACUUGUUUACAUGUGUACAACAGUUUUCCAUUUAACACCGUAGACUGGUCGACGAGCAAAAUGGUUAAGAUGUUGGUUACUAAUCAACGUUAAUUCUAGAAUUUGUACUUUAGAUUCCAACUUCUUUGUAAAAAAAAUCUCAACAUGUUUGUCAAGUUUUUGUGAUCAUUCAGACUGCCUUAUUGCACCAUAAAUGUAUAAAAACAAUCUUUACCAGUGUAUAAAGAUUAGUAAACCACUUGGUAACCAUUUUGACUUGCUCUAUACGUAUAUAUAGAGAAUAAUAUAUGAGUGGCGGUUAGAUACCAUUUAUCUCACAACUCACAAGUUUUAAAAUGUAUCUAAUGAGCGAAAGCAAGUUUGAUACAUUUUUAAACGAGUUGUGAGAUAAAUGAUAUCCAACAGACACAAAAUUACAUGACAAAUGUAUUAUUCUAUUUCUUACAUAUCCUCAAAAACCAGGUUUUAAGCAAAUUUUGACAUCUUUUUUUACUAAAAGUUAUUUACAGUCGUUGUACUUGUAGCCGACUUACACGUGACAGGCACAUAUUGUCAGGUUAACUAUAUGUCACAAUGUAAUCGAUUUCCAUUGCGCUGUUUUUUUAUUGGAUGUAUGGCUUUGGUGACCUGGUCAUCACCUAGGAGCAGCCAGUCAUAGGUCUUGAAAUUGUUAACACACGUACAUGUGUAAUCAUAAAUAACACAUGGCGUUCUCACCAACGGGUGUGUAAGAAACAUGUUUAUAUAAUCGUUCUCUAGCUAGUUCGUUAAAGCAUCUAAUAUUAUUCAAGUUAUUUUAUGUAUACAGUGUUCUCGCUGGGUGAAUAUUAAAAGAGGGCGGCUGGUUGGCACCACACCCUUCAAAAAAAAUACUGUUAAAUUACGUUACGGUAACUGUCGUAAAUGUUUCGUCAAUUGCUUUUUCGUACACAACGCGGCUGUUUCCUUUGAUGUCCAGUGUGCAGACUGAUCGUU
Messenger RNA from Gigantopelta aegis, 1503 nucleotides. RefSeq names its product respirasome Complex Assembly Factor 1-like. The coding region runs from base 78 to 455 and encodes 125 amino acids. Gene Ontology annotation, biological process: mitochondrial respirasome assembly. NCBI's taxonomy places the organism in Eukaryota, Metazoa, Mollusca, Gastropoda, Neomphalida, Peltospiridae. The transcript is spliced from 4 exons. The record is from RefSeq and is a predicted model, not a curated record.